Coregonus sp. 'balchen' is the source of this 4340-nucleotide messenger RNA. The record is from the annotation of a GenBank genome assembly. NCBI's taxonomy places the organism in Eukaryota, Metazoa, Chordata, Actinopteri, Salmoniformes, Salmonidae.
AGAACUUGUAACCUUGGGGUGUGAGAAAGGUGUGGACGCAGUCAUAUUUCACUGUACUAUUUGCCGCUGACUCAACGAAAUAAUAGCACACCUCUUAAUUGCUUAGCCUACGUUUGUCAGGGGGAGUGUUUGGCUAUACAUAAAUCACAAUUGUAGGAUUAGGAUACCGUAAGAGAAAAUCGGUCACAGUCAAGUCCAAGGUUCAAGUUAUUGGUUCAAAUUCACUUGUAUGCGGAGAGUCUCUUGGAACAUAAUGGACACUCAUGCGAAGGCAGGACAAGUUUACCUUCAACACCGAAAUGUAGAAAAGGUAAGAACCUAACUUUAUUUAGCUCACUUAAUUGCACACAUUCUGGUAACUUAUCUAUCUUGUUUGUGUAGAAUGACAAUAAUAGCCAAUAGGAACAUAUUGAAUGCAUUUAGAUUUUUAAUGCAGCUUUAUAAGUCUUGUAAUGUAAGAUGAGAGUUUUUAUUUUUGUUUAUUCCGAGGGUAUUGAAAUUGGCUAUUGAUGUUAUCAUGUAAACUGCCGUCCCAUUGUUUUGCUGCAUGUACUGUGUAUGACAGUAAUCUAAUCCCGAUACCAUUCCACUUUACAAUUGAAUGUAUAUGAUUGCAGUAUACGAGGACCUUUACUGUAGCCUACAUGUUGAAGUCUUACUUGCAGAGUCAGGCUAAGUUGGUAAUGGUGCGUGUGUAAAGGUAUGAGGGGAGAACGGAUCCUCACAUGCGUGCCCAGACACAGUACUCCGCUCCCAGUUUCCUCACCGCACAUUCCUCACAGCACAUUCCAACAAAGCUGUUUGUCCCAAAUGGAACCCUAUUCCCUUUUUAGUGCACUACCUUUGACCAGGACUCAUAGGACUUUGGUCAAAAGUAGUGCACUAUAUAGUGGAUAGGGUACCAUUUGGGAUAUAAACUGAAACACUACGAGGCACACUUAAAACAGAGGGAGGGGCCAGGGCAGGUACUGCACCUUUAUUUAAAAAGAGGCGGAAGUGCUGGAGAAAGGGUGGGUGAUAUUCUGAGUUUAUCAUAUUACUAAUGUGUGUCAUGAGCGCUGGAGUCAGGAAACCCUCUAUCAAUAGUUGUCAGGGAAGUGGGAAAACUACAUACUCACUUUUUCUUUAUUUCUCUUUCUCACCCACUCAUUUUCCUCCCUUUCUCUCCACAUUUCUCUCUAUCCCUCUCUUUCUCCCCAUUAUUUCUCUCUUCCCUCUCUUCCCUCUCUGUCCUCAUCCCCUAUCCUCCCUCCCUCCUUCCUUCCCCCCCUCCGCCCUCCCUCCAUCCAGAAGUGGAAGCAGCUGUGGCUGGCUCUCUACCCCUCCAGCCGCUGCGGUGUAGCCAGGCUAGAGCGCCAGGAGAUGGGGGGAGGAGAGCGGGCCGGUGCCUCUGUGGUCUGGAAGCACCAGGACAAGGUUAAGGAGAAGAGGGUGAUCCGCCUGUCAGAGGUACACCUUACUGCUGUACUUGUCUUUCUUACUAGUACUGACUUUGCUAAUAACUGCUUUAUUGAGGAUUUGUAUUACUGGCAAUGACUGUGAUAUGUAGUUGUCUUACCUACCUUAGUUAAAUGCACUGACUAUAAGUCGUUCUGGAUAUGGAUACGUUUGUAGCCUAAGGCCCUGCGAUAGACUAGCGUCCUGUCCAGCGGGCGUACUUGUACAUCAAGCUGCCUCACGCUACAGAAACAUGCUGCUCCUAUGAGCAGUUUGGGCUCGCACGAGCCUUACCCCCAAUCUAUCUCCUUAAUGCUGAGUGCCAAGCAGAGACGCACCGAGUCCAAUUUUUUACAGUCUCCGGAUAAGUGUGUCUGCUAAUGGACUAAAAUGUAAAUGUAGGUGACCAGGGUCCUGAGACUGCCCCCACACGCUGAGGCCUGCCCCAAAGACAACAUGGCCGCAUUCUGUGUGGAGACAGACGGCAGGAGGUACGUCUUCGCGGCGGACAAGGACGACUGCGUGGAGUGGGUGGAGAGGAUGUGUGACAUCGCCUUCCAGGUGAGAAUAGAAGCUUCUGUUGUUGUCUUGUGACUGUUGUGGAUCAGUCUCUAUUCAACAUUUUGACAGUUACAGAAGUAGAAUCAGAUAGACUUUAUUAGCAUUCAACAACGCUGCUAGGAAUUUGUCUCGGUAUGGUAGAAGGCUAACAGCAAACGCCAUUGUUCACUGAUCUCUCUACCAUUAAACCCCUUUCAUCACCAAACAGUUAUUACAUAGAGGAUGUGUACACUCUUAGAAAAAGGGUUCUAAAAGGGUUAUUCAGCUGUCCCCAUAGUAGAACCCUUUUUGGUUCCCUGUAUAACUCUCUGUAGAAAGGGUUCUGCAUGGAACCCAAAAGGGUUCUACCUGCAAACAAAAAGGGUUCUCCUAUGGGGACAGCCGAAGAACCCUUUUAAGGUUCUAGAUAGCACCUUUUUUUUCUAAGAGUGUAGGUAUCGGUUGAGGACUGUUCUCACUGUCUAAUCUAAAUACAUGUCUUCUCUCCCAGGGACGCUCCACUGGUCAGCAGCCCCAGCUUCAGAUGGAGGACAACCAGAUAUACGUCUCCAGGGAGGAAGGUGAGAAGCACAUCAGACACCACACAUAUCCUAGUGGCCGCACAAACUAUAAUGGACAACCAUUCUUCUGUCUGUUUAUGUCUAAUGGGCGUAUGAUUACUGCUGUCUUGGAACAGGUCCCUCUUGUCAAAGAUAUUUGAACGAAUAAUGGAAAGAUAAACACAAAAUAGAAAUGAACACCAUCCAUAGUGCUUUGGUCGUGACCCUCACUCUCCCUCCUCUCUCCCCUCAGUGAGUGAGUUCAGGGUGGGUGUGAAGCAGACGGACGCAGCGGUGCGCUGCGGCCUCCAGGGGGAGUACUAUUGGCUGCAGGUGACCCAGGAGGGGCUGGUCCUGAAGGAGGCGGAGACCAGGAAGAGUUUGCAGCACUGGCCCUAUCAGCUGCUACGACGCUAUGGCAGAGACAAGGUCAAUAGAACCAUGGAAUGUAGAAUCUCAUUGAGCCAUAUAAUUAGAUUUCUAAUCUGUUAUUAGUUCUAAUCUAAUACUACUCUCUAGUGUCUAAUUUCAUGGUCAUCACAGUACGGGACUAUGCUGCCCUACAAAGGCAAAACGCAGCAACUACGUAAUUUAUUUUACUUCAAAGUAUUUUUCUGUCUAGACAGACAGCAAUUUCUGGUACUUCAUGAUACGUUCUGAUCAACUGGCUUGUUCUUGUGUCUGAAAACUAAAUACCACAUUAAUCAGGUAAUAUACCUGGCCGUUACAACAGAUCAAAUAUUUUUGCCUUUGUAGGGCAGUGUGGGUCGAAAAAAGGAUGUGUCUAAGGAUCAUUGUAUGGUCAUCAGAGUCCAUUCAAGGAGGUUGCAGGUUAUAAUACAUAUGGUUAUUUUCUGCCCACAAUUAAUUAUGCAAUUUUCCAGUGAACACCUGUGGGAAUUCUCUCAAAUCAUUGUGUAACACGGUUCUGUCCUCUUGGUUCUCCCACAGAUUACAUUCUCCAUCGAGGCGGGCCGGCGCAGUGAGUCUGGACCCGGAACCUUCACCUUCGAGACUCGCCAAGCUGACGACAUCUUCAAUCUCAUCGAGACCGCCAAUACGGCAACAGAAGGCCUCCGUCUUCGUCGGGGAUGACCGUGAGGGCGACACUGUGGUUGCUAAGCGUAGCCCUAAUAUGCCUCGUGCUCGUUCACCACUGCCCACACUGCCAGAUAGCGCAGCCAUUUUGGAGGGAAGCUACAGUUUUAGGCCAGUAUUUUCAAAUGCUAUUGGCUCAGAGCAGUGUGUGUACUCACAGCUGCCUAAUUUGAUUGGCUCUGAGGAGUGUCUGUACUCUGAGCCAGCAGACAGCAUUAAACCCAAAGCCCCCGGCCUCAACUCCUACCUGACCCCCCCAACGUCCUCCACCCUCACCCCCUCUAUCCCUUUAUACCCCCGCAAUCACCAUGGUAACCGAACGGAACCAGUGUACGCCGACCCAGCAGACAUCCUCUCACUCAUACCCCCAAGAUCUACACCACCACCACCGCCCACUUCCUCUUCCUGUUCUCAUCACCACGGCAACGAGACUGAACCAGUCUACUCCGAGGUGUACGACCAUGUGAGUCCUCUACCUGACCAGACUCAACAACAGAACCAGAACCAGGGAGGGCAGGAACCUGGAAAAGCGGAACCCAUCUAUAGUGAGCCCUGUGUGGGGACCCCAGCCAAGGGCCCCAACACUGACCCGUUCGCCCACCUUUACAGCCAGGUCUGCAAGCCAGGCUCUUCAUCACCAUCCUCAUCUUCGUCAUCAUCAUCAUCCCCCUCUUCAUCCCUGGCCUCCUCCUCCUCCUCCUCCUC